This is a messenger RNA of Ostertagia ostertagi, 945 nucleotides long. NCBI's taxonomy places the organism in Eukaryota, Metazoa, Nematoda, Chromadorea, Rhabditida, Trichostrongylidae. The record is from the annotation of a GenBank genome assembly.
AUGGGAAUGGACUGGACGUUACGCGAGGGAUACUCUUGGGCGGAGGAUAAGGAACACUGUGAGGAGUAUGGUCGAAUGCUGCAAGCGGACGCGACGAAGGUUUCGACCAGAGCGAAGAAAAGAGGUCUUCCUCAGUUGGGUACACUGGGUGCUGGAAAUCACUACGCUGAAGUACAGGUGGUAGACGAGAUCUUUGACAAACAUGCUGCAGCCAAGAUGGGCAAUCGGCGAACUAGUCGUGGUCUUGGUCACCAAGUCGCCACCGAUGCCUUGGUAGAAAUGGAGAAAGCGAUGGCCCGUGACGGUAUCGUCGUUAAUGACCGUCAGCUGGCAUGUGCACGUAUAAACUCCAGUGAAGGACAGGAUUACUUGAAAGGAAUGGCAGCUGCAGCAAAUUUCGCCUGGGUGAAUCGAUCAUGUAUGACGUUCUGCGUACGACAAGCUUUCGCCAAUGUUUUCACGUUGCAACCAGAUGACUUGGAUAUGCAGAUGAUUUAUGACGUGUCUCAUAAUGUAGCCAAGAUGGAAGAACAUUUGGUCGACGGUCGCCCAACGCAACUGGGCUACUCGAGCUUUCCCACCUCACCAUCCUCUUUGAUCCCCAUCGAUUAUCAGUUGACAGGACAACCAGUAUUGAUUGGAGGGAGUAUGGGGACAUGUAGCUACGUUCUCACGGGAACUGAACGCGGCAUGGUUGAGGCGUACGGCACAACUUGCCAUGGAGCAGGAAGAGCCUUAUCUCGGUCGAAGUCUCGUCAAAAGAUUCCAUGGAAUGAGGUCAUUGAUAACCUGAAGAAAAAAGGAAUAUCAAUUCGUCUAGCUUCGCCAAGCUCAUUAUGCGCUCCUGAAUCAUACAAAGACGUCACGGACGUCGUCAACACUUGUGAUAUUGCGGGAAUCAGUAAAAAAUCGGUGAAACUCCGACCGAUUGCGGUCAUUAAAGGC